AUGACACAUGAGCUAUACUGGAAUAACAUCACUGAGAAGCUGGAAGGCUCUAAACAUAUCCAGAUAAGGUCUGUAUCCAGUAACGAAGUCCGCAUCGACAUCACAAAAGAUCUACUUAUCAUGGAUAAUGCUCCAUGUCACACUGAACAUUGGUUUUUACUGAAGUGCCCUCCAUUAUCAGAUCAGGACUUGAAUUAUGUCGAUAAGUACCACUGCUGA
Molecule: messenger RNA, 219 nt
Organism: Ogataea haglerorum
Lineage: Eukaryota; Fungi; Ascomycota; Pichiomycetes; Pichiales; Pichiaceae
Exons: 1
Coding region: 1-219 (72 amino acids)
Source: RefSeq, a predicted model, not a curated record